AACAGAAACGCCUGAAGAGGAUCAGGCAGAAGAGAACUCAGCUGGAAGAACUCAUACUGCAGCAAAUCGCAUUCAAGAACCUGGUGCAGAGAAACAAAGUCAGCGAGACUUCCUCCCUGGCCCCCCCCCUUCCGGCUCUGUCAUCCAGCUCCCUUCAUCAUCCUCAACACAGACGUACGCACCGUCACAGACUGCUCCAUCUCCAGCGACAAAUGCGAAUACCUUUUCAACUUUGACAACACCUUUGAGAUCCAUGACGACAUAGAGAUUCUGAAGCGCAUGGGGAUGUCCCUGGGCCUGGAGAGUGGGAAGUGCACCGCAGACAAUCUCAUUGUUGCCAAGUCCCUCAUCCCAAGGUCUCUGGAGACCUACGUCAUAGGCAUAGCAAGAGGCACCAGUCAAACAAGGUGACCUGGACUCCGCCUCUUUGAAUGGAAGGCGGAGCUUCAGCCACAGUAGCACUGCCCUCUCAGAGUCUCGAGGCCAGACGCCCAGCUCCUUCAACGAGGAAGAGGAGGACGAUGAUGAUGAACCCUCUUCCCCAGAGUGACUGACGGACAAACAGACAGCCAGCCAGGCAUCAGUGAUGCACCAUACCACUCUCUCUCUG
Molecule: messenger RNA, 610 nt
Organism: Salmo salar (Atlantic salmon)
Lineage: Eukaryota; Metazoa; Chordata; Actinopteri; Salmoniformes; Salmonidae
Source: RefSeq, a predicted model, not a curated record